Messenger RNA from Boleophthalmus pectinirostris (great blue-spotted mudskipper), 1886 nucleotides. Its product is annotated as probable polypeptide N-acetylgalactosaminyltransferase 8. Gene Ontology annotation, cellular component: Golgi apparatus. The transcript is spliced from 11 exons. The coding region runs from base 1 to 1797 and encodes 598 amino acids. The record is from RefSeq and is a predicted model, not a curated record. NCBI's taxonomy places the organism in Eukaryota, Metazoa, Chordata, Actinopteri, Gobiiformes, Gobiidae.
AUGAGGGCACACUUGAAGAAAGCUGGACUUGUUGGAAUAUUAUUUUUUCUUACAUAUUUGUUUUACUUUUAUGCAUCCUUUAUCCAUUCUCCUGCUGCUCAUCGGAAGGCUAUAGAUUACAAUGAUGGCCUGAAGAGUCAACUGGACAAAAUUCAAAAUACACUCCAGAAACUAGCACAAUUAAUUGAGGCUCAAGAAAUCACUCACAAGAAAGCUGAACCACCUCUAACUAAAGCCAAACCACAGAUAAAAACAAAGAAAUUGUAUCCAAAUUCUUUGCUUUUUGCAAAAUGGGGCGAUGGUCUGUCAUUGGAGGAGCAAAGAGAGGCUCAAGGACUGUACGAAAUCUACGGUUACAAUGCUUUUUUGAGCAACAGGCUGCCACUGAACAGAGAGCUGCCAGAUACGAGACCAGUCAAAUGCCUCACCAAAGAUUAUCCCGAAGACUUGCCUUCUCUUGCUGUGAUUGUCAUUUACCUGAAUGAGGCUCUUUCAAUAAUCAAAAGAGCAAUCCGAAGCAUCAUUGACCGCACUCCGAGGCACCUGCUGAAGGAAAUAAUUUUAGUGGAUGACUAUAGCACUAACAAUGACCUUGGGGGUAUGCUGCAAGAGUAUAUUAAUGAAAUACACAAAGAAAGGCCUGGUCUCAUCAAGAAGGUGCGACAUCAAAAGCAAAUGGGACUGUCCCAGGCAAGAAUCUCAGGCUGGAAACAUGCGACCGCUGAUGCAGUGGCUGUAUUGGAUGCCCACAUUGAAGCCACUGAAGGAUGGGCAGAGCCUUUGCUGGCCAGAAUCAAAGAGGACAGGACAGUGGUGGUGUCCCCUGUGUUUGAUAAAGUCCAUUUUGACGAUUUGCAUGUGGAAAGGUAUUACUCUUUUGCCCAAGGAUUUGACUGGGCACUGUGGUGCAUCUAUGAGGCAUUUAGUCCGGAGUGGUACAAUAUGUUGGACGAGUCGCAGCCUGGGAAGAGUCCCUCUCUUAUGGGAAUCUUUGUAGCUGACAGAGUUUUCCUUGGGGAGAUUGGAGCACUUGAUGGAGGAAUGACUGUCUAUGGUGGAGAGAAUGUGGAACUUGGGGUUCAUGUAUGGCUGUGUGGCGGCAGUAUAGAGGUGGUGCCCUGUUCCAGAAUUGCUCAUAUUGAACGCUCUCAUAAACCGUAUGCCUUAGAUCUCACUGUUCACAUGAAAAGAAACGCCUUGAGGGUGGCAGAAACCUGGUUUGACCAAUACAAAAAUAAUGUGCUCAUUGCAUGGAACCUCCCUUUGCAGGAUCAUGGCAUAGACGUUGGUGACAUAAGUGAGAGAGAGCAGCUCAAAAAGAAGCUGAAGUGUAAGCCUUUCAAGUGGUACCUGGAAAGUGUGUACCCAAGCCUGGAAAUGUGGGAUAACAUCCUAGCAUAUGGCACUCUCAAAAACAGUCUUUCUGUGAAGUUCUGUCUGGAUCAAGGACCUGUUCCAGGAACCAUUCCUGUGUUGUAUGAAUGCAACUAUCAACAGCCACAGCAUUGCUAUUAUAACACUGAGGGACAAAUUAUCAUUGGAGGAAUUAGAUCACACACUUACAACAACAAUUGGUGUCUGGUCGAUCCAGGAAGUAGCAGCACACCAUUACUGCAAGACUGCAAACUAGCAAGGUCCCAAAACCUGCACAUGCUCUGGGAUUUUAAACAAGGUGGAGUGAUAAAAAACAGAAGCACAAAAAGAUGUCUGGAAAUAGCUCGGGGGCGGACUCUCUUCUAUCAGCUUAUCCUUCAGCAUUGUAGUGGGCAGAGCUGGAGUUUUGAACAUGUCAUCUAACAUCUAUAGACUCACAAAGCCACACCUGUUUGAAAAAAUAAGUUGUGAUGAUGGCCUAUUGUUUAUCAUCUGAUCAGACUAGUUUAUCA